ACGCAGCGGGGCCGGGCGCGGGGGCGGCGGCAUGGCGCAGAGGCGGCAGCGGGCGCGGGUGCAGGGCGGCUGGGCCAGCGCCCCAGCGGCGAAGCCGGCGGGCACGGCGGCAUCCAAGGGACCAGUGGCCAGCAACCUUUGCCCUGCAGGUACCACACCAGCAUGGCUGAGGAAAGGUCAGCCUUGCUCUCAAAAGCACUUUGUCUUUGAGAAGCCAUCAGAGGUGGAGCGCAGAGUUCCAGAGACAGGUGUGAUAGACAAGCCUGGUGUGUAUGAGCUCAGCAAAGCACCCACUGGCAUUUCCAGGGUUCAUUUGGUCCCUGGCUUUAUUGACUCGCAGCAAGCAGACUGGAUAUUUGAACAGCUCCUGCAGGACAUCCCCUGGGGGCAGCGAGCUCACAUCAGACAGGGAGUAUCUUUUGAAGAGCCAAGGCUUACCUGCUGGUAUGGGGAGCUCCCUUACACCUACUCCAGGAUAACCAUGCAGCCCAAUCCAAAUUGGCAUCCUGUGCUGAACAUGCUGAAGGAGCGGAUUGAGUUGUUCAGUGGCUACACCUUCAACUCCCUGCUCUGCAACCUCUACCGUGAUGAGAAGGACAGUGUUGACUGGCACAGCGACCAUGAGCCCUCGCUGGGGACAAACCCUGUCAUUGCCUCCCUCAGCUUCGGUGCCACCAGGAACUUUGAGAUGAGGAAGAAACCCUCCCAGGAGGAGAAUGGCGAUUACAGGUUCGUGGAAAGACUGCGAAUCCCACUGGAUCAUGGCACUCUGCUGAUGAUGGAAGGAGCUACCCAGGAGGACUGGCAACAUCGAGUGCCUAAGGAAUACCAUUCGAGAGCUGCCCGGAUCAACUUGACCUUCAGGAUCAUUUACCCAGAACCUGAUGGAGUUUGGAAGUGAAUAGGUUCUUGGGGCAUUGUUGGAUAUCAACCUACAGCAGAUCCAGAGCUUCAGGUGGUUAGUGGAAGCCCUAGAGGCAUGGGUUCCUGUGGAAUAUUUGACAUGGAGAAAGGUCCCACAUUAUGAAGACAAUCGGAAGCUGCCUGUAUGAUGGGGACAGCUUUGUUUUCAGGUGACACUAAAAACACUUGAGGCUGCUGAAAAGAAGCAGGGAUUGUUCUUACAGGAGCACCCAGAGCUGAGGUAGCUCUCAGAUAGAUACUUUCUGACUGGAGCAUGAGGGUCCAGUGAGAAAUUGGCCACCUUUUUUUACCACCCAGGUAAGGACCUAAGUAAGAAGACCACCUCUGCUGGCUCUAAAUGUGGUACCUGGAUGUCACAGGCAGCCAAACAGACCCCAAAGAGACUCAAUAAAUCUAAUUGCUAAUAAA
Messenger RNA from Pogoniulus pusillus (Red-fronted tinkerbird), 1332 nucleotides. RefSeq names its product alkB homolog 3, alpha-ketoglutarate dependent dioxygenase (gene ALKBH3). Bases 32 to 901 code for a protein of 289 amino acids. Gene Ontology annotation, cellular component: nucleus. NCBI's taxonomy places the organism in Eukaryota, Metazoa, Chordata, Aves, Piciformes, Lybiidae. Gene Ontology annotation, molecular function: dioxygenase activity. The transcript is spliced from 9 exons. The record is from RefSeq and is a predicted model, not a curated record. Gene Ontology annotation, biological process: DNA alkylation repair; DNA repair.